Neomonachus schauinslandi (Hawaiian monk seal) is the source of this 1276-nucleotide messenger RNA. RefSeq names its product enoyl-CoA hydratase, short chain 1 (gene ECHS1). The coding region runs from base 49 to 945 and encodes 298 amino acids. Lineage: Eukaryota; Metazoa; Chordata; Mammalia; Carnivora; Phocidae. Gene Ontology annotation, cellular component: mitochondrion. Gene Ontology annotation, molecular function: enoyl-CoA hydratase activity. The transcript is spliced from 8 exons. Gene Ontology annotation, biological process: fatty acid beta-oxidation. The record is from RefSeq and is a predicted model, not a curated record.
UAGCCGGGGGCGGCUCCGCGGGGCGGGGCGAGCCGUCCCCACAGCGCCAUGGCCGCCCUGCGCGCCAUCCUGUCCCGCGUCCGCUGUCCGCUGCGCCCCCGGCCUGGCUGCGCGGCCUUGCGCCCCUUCGUCUCGGGUGCUGAUUUUCGGUACAUCAUCGCAGAAAAGAAGGGGAAGAACAGCAACGUGGGCUUCAUCCAGCUGAACCGCCCCAAAGCACUCAACGCACUCUGCAAUGGCCUGAUCACGGAGCUCAACCAGGCCCUGGAGGCCUUCGAGGAGGAUCCGGCUGUGGGGGCCAUUGUUGUCACUGGUGGGGAGAAGGCCUUUGCAGCUGGAGCUGAUAUCAAGGAGAUGCAGAACCAAACAUUCCAGGACUGUUACUCCGGGAAGUGCUUGAGCCACUGGGACCGACUUGCCCAGGCCAAGAAGCCGAUCAUAGCUGCUGUCAAUGGCUACGCCCUUGGUGGCGGCUGCGAACUCGCUAUGAUGUGUGACAUUAUUUAUGCUGGAGAAAAAGCCCAGUUUGCACAGCCGGAAAUCCUACUGGGAACCAUCCCAGGUGCAGGGGGCACCCAGAGACUGACCCGCGCUGUUGGAAAGUCACUGGCCAUGGAGAUGAUUCUCACUGGUGACCGGAUCUCUGCCCAGGACGCCAAGCAAGCAGGUCUCGUAAGCAAAAUCUUUCCUGUGGAGAGACUGGUCGAAGAAGCCAUCCAGUGUGCAGAGAAAAUUGCCAGCAAUUCUAAAAUCAUAGCAGCAAUGGCCAAAGAAUCUGUGAACGCAGCUUUUGAAAUGACAUUAACAGAGGGAAACAAGCUGGAGAAGAAGCUCUUCUAUUCAACUUUCGCUACCGUGAGAAGACCGGAAAGAAGGGAUGACCGCGUUUGUGGAAAAGAGAAAGGCCAGCUUCAAAGACCAGUGAGCGCCUCCACCUCUGCCUAGAACCCUCUACUUAAAGACAAAUUAGAGUCUGUCUUAGAAGCAAGUAAAUCCUUUUAUAAAGGGCCGUGUCGAUGACACACAGUUUAUCUCUGAUGCUUGGGGCUCUCGCUCCUGUGUGGUAGGCAGUCUUCACCCAGCGGCCAUGAGAAUCUGUAUCUGGAGCAUGUUCACACUCUGACUGACCAUAUUCUUCUUAAAAAUUAUGAGGGGAGCCUGGGUGGCACAGUCGGGUAAGUGACUGACUGUCGGCUCAGGUCAACGGAUGAAGCCCCACAUCAGGCUCUGUGCUCAGCGGGGAGUCUUCUUCAGAUUCCCUCUCCCUCUGCCCCUC